This is a messenger RNA of Halteromyces radiatus, 381 nucleotides long. RefSeq lists its product as uncharacterized. The transcript is spliced from 2 exons. The record is from RefSeq and is a predicted model, not a curated record. Bases 1 to 381 code for a protein of 126 amino acids. NCBI's taxonomy places the organism in Eukaryota, Fungi, Mucoromycota, Mucoromycetes, Mucorales, Cunninghamellaceae.
AUGUCGUCAGCUCAUCUUGGUCGGGUCAUUUUAACAGUAACAAAACUUUUUGAAGCCUUGCAAUUCAUUGAAGCUUACAACAGUAAUCAAGUUCAAGUGGCAUCCAAUGUUCAAGUUGAAGCAACAAAAUCCUGGGCCUAUCUAGUGGUGAAAGACAAUGAUGCUACUCGAAACCUUGGACGACGGCAAAAUCACGACUUGUGCGACGUAUUGUGGAUGCUGUCAAUAGAGAACAACCUUUCGUGCAAGAAGUGGCUCCUCCUGUACAUCAUGAUUCUUUACAACCAUUCCAUUGAUAGUUUAACGAAAGAUAUGCCUGACGAUCAACUGGAAUUGAUGAUUCUAUUGUUAGAAGAUUCCAAGGAUAGGCCAAUGAAAUAG